AUGCAGUGCUGCAAUGUAUGCGAAGUAGUCGAUUGCGGGGAAGUGUUUGCUUAGUAAUCCAUCUACUACAUUGAAUUGAGCUCAAGAAAAGCUGAGCUUGAGGCAAUAGCAAAUCACAAGAUCAAUGUCUUGCUCGGAGGGUGUCAAAUGCAACGAAGAUGACGUGAAGGAUGAGAAUGAGCUAUCUCGCUAUGAGAGCGCCACGAGAGCAGAGCGGAACAUUGUAUGCAGGCCAGUGCCGCCUUGAGCCUAUGCGAGCUUGAGAAGCGACGAGCGAAAGUCAGGAUAGAUGCGUGCCCAGUUCACGAGCACCUGUACAACAAGAUUGUGCCACGCAGCGGUCAACAGGUAUGCUCUUCCAUCUCAACAAAAAGAAGCCAAAGCUGAGCGUUCAGCAGAGCUAAACCACACUCGUGACCCUGGACUAGUGACCAGGUGCAAGGGAUUCUGUCGACACUCCCGACUUGUGAACGGUUUUCUUGAGCUCUCUUCCAGUCUCCGGCACCGGCUUCGGGCUUCCUAUUUGUCUCGCAUGCUAUCAGGGGCUAGGUCGCGUUGUCGCAGCGUGGAACCUUUUCUACGACCGUUUCAUAUUCGCCAGCUUGCCAAGCCCCGCAUACUUCGUAUAGAUACGCAUUUGAUGUUGCAUCAAAUUGCAUUACGAAGCGACAAAGAAAGCCUGAACGGUGUUUUCGCACAGCAUGCACGCGGCGCACAGUCGCGCACUAGUGUUUGGUCGCAUCCCGCGCGGCCAGCCAGAGCACAAUUUGCCGACCGGCCUGCGUGGGCCACACGACAUUAUUGCCGAUCGCGCGUUCUUGACAGGUUGAGCUCUUUGAUCGCCAAGAAAACCUGCCUAUUCAGGCUCGAGUGCCACAAGGUUGUAUACAACCGCAACAAACCACCAAGACUGAUGGGCCACUCAAAAUGCAGCCGGAAGACCCCGGAUAAUGUCAAAAAGGGCCCUAGGCAAUCCGGGGUUCAACUGUGCUUGAAACAUACUACGUUGGAGAGAGUAUAAAGGGGAGAAGCAAUCCGCAACGGCGACACUCAAUUGAUACCACAAAGCAACGACAUCAUGGGUGUUGCUCAGUACCUCAAGAGCCGUGUCACGGAGCUCAAUCCUGAACGACCCAUCAAACCCAC
This is a messenger RNA of Protomyces lactucae-debilis, 1146 nucleotides long. RefSeq lists its product as uncharacterized. The transcript has a single exon. The record is from RefSeq and is a predicted model, not a curated record. Bases 290 to 1021 code for a protein of 243 amino acids. Lineage: Eukaryota; Fungi; Ascomycota; Taphrinomycetes; Taphrinales; Protomycetaceae.